Pocillopora damicornis (cauliflower coral) is the source of this 9071-nucleotide messenger RNA. RefSeq names its product multiple epidermal growth factor-like domains protein 8. Gene Ontology annotation, molecular function: calcium ion binding; protein binding. NCBI's taxonomy places the organism in Eukaryota, Metazoa, Cnidaria, Anthozoa, Scleractinia, Pocilloporidae. Gene Ontology annotation, cellular component: Golgi apparatus. The record is from RefSeq and is a predicted model, not a curated record.
CGUUCGUGUUUACAUCGUCUCGAAGGGGAAACUUUAAAAGAAGCAUAUAUAGAGGUGUUAGAUCCCCGGAAUUCUUGAGUUUUUAGCUUCACAUAAUGUCCAGAAAGCGUCUUAGAUGACCUGAACUUCUGAAGUUGCGUUCACAAGCUCGGAAAUGUGCCGAAAGAGAGAAUACGUAUGAUUUCUUGUCAGUGGAGAUGAGGAAUGUUUAGGAUGCGUGAAAGUUUCCUCUGUUUUUGGUGCUUCGCACAAAGAUGACCUUGGAGGUGGUGGAGUGUCUUCUUUGAGGAAGAUACAAACUGUCUUUUAAUCGGAAAGAGAUUUGCGGUAGCUCGUUUAACAUUUCGGUGUUUAACCACGUUAAUAAGAGCUACAAUCACAAAAUGGCGGCUAAUGGGUUGAAUGUGAUUGUUGUGUUCCUUGUUGCAUUUUGUCUGGAAAGUUGCCAUUUAUGUGGAAGAACUGUUUUAACAGAUUUACGAGGAACGAUCACCGAUGGACCCGGUAACUAUCCGGAAAACAAACUAUGUGAAUGGCUUAUUAAAGCUCCACAUCCAAAUGUUUCUAUUACAUUGAAAUUUAUAGAAUUUGGGACAGAAUGUUCUUAUGAUUAUUUGUUCAUUCAUGAUGGUGACUCCUACCUCUCUCCUCUCAUUGGAAGCAUCAGUGGGAACAAUUCCUUACACACAGUUGUAUCUCAUUCAGGACAGAUGCUUAUCAAUCUUUAUAGCGACACCAACUACUCCCUCCAUGGGUUCAUUGCUAACUAUACAAUAGAAAACUGUACAGAUGGAUGUUCUGGCAAGGGGAUUUGUAAGGAUGGGUUCUGUCAGUGUGACAAAAAUUGGAGAGGCAAAGCGUGUGACCUGCCUUCUUGUCCAUUGAAUUGCAACAAUGCAGAAGCUCAGGGAGAAUGUGAUUUUGCCCAAGGACAUUGUGUCUGUAAAAGUGGCUUUAUUGGAGAAUCUUGUUCUGUUUCAACAAUGACUGAUGCUGACUCUAACAAGUGGUUCACCAUUUCAUCAUCAUCUCAAAUUUUCCAUCCAAGAACAGCACAUUCUGUGGUUUAUUCAGAGGAAAAGGAUGUGUUACUUUCCUUUGGAGGUUAUUCUUUAAGUAUGGUAUUUGAUGACUUGUUACAGUUUAAUUUUACCUCAAGCCGGUGGAGUGAGGUUCUAACUGGCUCUCCUAAACCUGUUGGUAGAUUUUCUCACUCCGCAAACCUGUAUCUUGACAGCAUGGUGCUAUUCGGGGGGGAAUUAGAAAAUGGGAACCUAACCAAUGAACUUUGGUUGUACAACAUUACUCUUGGAAAAUGGACAGAGCUAGCUGUAAAUGACAGUGAAAAACCACCUCCUCUGGCAGAACAUACGGGGACAAUAGUGGAUGAUGAACUGUACAUUUUUGGUGGUCGAACCCUUACAGACCCAUUUUCUUCAGCUAUGUAUUCAUAUUCUUUACCAAACCAAAGUGGUUGGAAGAGGAUUUCAUAUAGGAGAGGAAAGGAAGCACAUUUGCGCAUGUUGGGUCACUCAGCAAUUUAUUAUGCAGACAUGCGCUCUCUUGUCAUUUUUGGUGGAUUUGUACCCAGCAUGCCAAGGAAAAGUAAUCAAUCCAACAAACUUCUGGUGUUUCAUCUCGAUCUUCAUGUGUGGUCCACAAUAGACGUUAAAGGUUUUGUUCCGAGAGGCCGUGCAUUUCACUCUGCUGUGUUGAUUGGAGAUUAUAUGAUAAUUUAUGGUGGAAACAUUCAUGAACAUUACCGUGAAGAAAUUUGUUAUGACAACAAAACUCUGUUUUACCACCUGAAAUGCAAUAAGUGGAUUUCAGCAUCAACAUUUGAUGCUCUUUCUCCUUCUGAUGGAAAUCCUCAGCAGGGACGAUUUUCCCAUUCGGCUCUUCUGCGAAAGGGACGAGUCAUGCUUGUGACUGGUGGCUUUGCUGGGCUGCCACUUGGAGAUGUCUUGGGCUAUAAAUUACCAGUUGCCAUAGCAGCAAAAAACACUGUAGGUGGACACUGUGAAGGCUAUAGUACACAGACAAGUUGUCGGGAAGACCCAGAAUGUGGGUGGUGCAGUUCACCAAAAAAGUGUCUGAGCCGUGAUUUGUCAGCAAAUUGUUCAGUUAGCCUGAUACAGGGCUCAUGUCCUGGACCGUGUGCUAUUUAUUCACAGUGUAGUAGUUGUUUAUCAUUUGGUGGUACUCACUGUGGCUGGUGUGUACAGGACAGUAGGUGUUACCCCAUUUACUCACCAAUAGGAGCCUGUCAGAGUGGUGCUGUCAGCAGCAAAGUCAGAGGCUGGUGGGGAAAUGAAGGACAGUUUCUAACGUCAUUAAGCCAGUGUAAAACAAUGGAUUUUCCACCUGGUCUGACAGUUGUGGAGUACAGAGAAGUCCCAAACAUUACCUUUCCUGAUGGCAUAAGGAUUGUCCCAGAAUCAGAGACAAACAUUUUGCAGCGUAUGACUGAGAUGAUUGGCUUUGUUUAUCCAUUUAAGUUCAAAACAGCACCUUGGACAUCCUACGCAUUGUAUCUUGUACUUAGCAACGUUAAAGAUACGGAAGCAAAGCUUUGGCUGAGUACGGAUGAAACUGAGGCAAAGAGAGAGUUGGUAGCUUAUUGUACAGAGUCAGGGUCUCUGCCAUGUACAGUUGUAGCUCAGCGCAGUAACAAUCAGCCCUUGUUCCCAUCUCCAUCUGAAGGGAAGAAGUAUUAUUUAAGAGUUGAAGUUAACCAGAGUUUAGAUGCAUCUGUUGAUCCUGAUGUUCGUCUGGAGUGGAACAAAACAGAUUCUCUGCUCUCAAUGGUGCCUAUAACUUCUCAGUUCCUCCAGCCAUACGCCAGUUCAAAUGGUGAUUGUUCUGCGCAUAAGACUUGUUUGGCCUGCAUGACAGAUGCAUCAUGUGGAUGGUGUGUGACAGCUUGCUUGUCACGCAAUGCUCCCCCUGGUUCAUGUCAGGACGGUGUUGGAAAUCUAAGAAAUAUCACCUUAAAUGUGACCGAGUGCACCUUGUGUUCUGACCACGUGGACUGCCAAUCUUGUGUGCAGGAUGGUGGCUGUAAGUGGGCUAAAAUAUCAAAUACGCUUGGUUGUUAUCGCAAAGGAAUAUCUAGUUUACCAGGAAAAACUAUUCAGGAGUGUAAUAGCCCUUGUCCAAGUCGCAAAACUUGUAGCAGUUGUGUAAGUGACAAUGUAGGAUGCACCUGGUGUGACAAAACCCAGAGUUGCUUUAUGUUUGGAACAUACACAUCACGAUAUCCAUAUGGACAGUGCCCUCACUGGAUUGAUAGUGGAGGAAAGUGCUCUAAUUGUAGUCAGCACACGGCGUGUAAUGACUGCUUGAAGGACAUAAGAUGUGGCUGGUGUGGAAAUGACUUUGAUCCACGUAUUGGAAGAUGUUAUGCUGGAGGGUUUAAGUCACCUGACAAUGGACAAUGUUCAAGUUUAUUUCCAACGAACGGAAGUACUGUGUGGUCUUACUCAGAGUGUCCAGAUGUAGACGAGUGUAAGCUGGGCUUGGCUCAGUGUCAUCCUAAUGCCUCGUGUGUGAACCAGCCCGGCUCAUUUAAAUGUGUCUGUAACAGAGGUUUCACAGGGGAUGGUGUAAAUGUUUGCAAUAAAACUUGCUAUCAUGACUGCGGGAAUCAUGGUGUUUGCAGUGCAGACUUCACGUGUGAUUGUAAUCUAGGCUGGCUGGGCGAAAACUGUUCAGUAGAUUGUGGUUGUAAUGGACACAGUGACUGUUCCCAAGGCAUUGGUAUUUGCGACAACUGUCAAGAUUAUACGUACGGUGCACAUUGCGAGCUCUGCGUUCCCGGGUCAUUUGGUAACGCAACAACUUCUGAAGGUUGUAAACCAUGUCAGUGUAACGGUCAUGGUGAUCCAGACAAGCAUUUUUGUAACAUGACAACUGGACAGUGCUAUUGUACUGAUUUCACUAUGGGGUUCCAUUGUGACAAGUGUAUGCCGGGACUCAUGGGAAAUCCAACGAAUGGUGGAUUGUGUUUCCAUGAAUGUAAACCUCGCAGUAUCCUCACUGACAUCUCGGAAGGUUUCAUUUCAACUGAAAUGGGCAGAGGAGUGCAGAACAAGAAGGAAGCCAGCUGUUUAUGGCUGAUCUCUUCACUGAGUAACAGCAGCCAUAUUGUCGUGUAUGGUCCGUCUCCUCCACCUGUGGAAAAGAGAGGGCAUAUUAUCCUCACAUUCAGGGAUCUUCGCAUCAAUUGUCUCACUGAUCAUGUCGAAGUGUACGAUGGUCUUCCUCCUUUUGUACUGGAUAAUUCGUCGUCCGUCCAGUCAUUUUACAAGCUGGGGUCGUUCUGCGAUUGGAGUGGAAACAAGUUAAGAUCUGCCACGGCUGAGUUGGGGAACAUGGUUGUACUCGUCAAGGUUGAUUUGAGUUCCGGUGCACUUUCAAAGGGCUUCAGUGCGAAGUUCAAAGUCAGAAAAUGCCCAGAUCUCUGUGAUGGAAAUAUGAAAUGUGUGAUGACCUCACAUGGUGAGCAAUGUGUUUGCUUAGACGGGUGGACAGGGGACGCUUGUAACCAACAGUUGUGUCCAAACAACUGCAGCUUGUCGUUUGGCCAAGGACACUGUAAUCAGACUUUAGGAAGCUGUAUUUGCUCCAGUGGUUUCGCUGGCCCCGACUGCAGUCAAGUCAUCACUCCUGGUGACGGGGUGUGGGAGGUUCUCAGUGGUGGACCACACCCUAACAAAAGUACCAAUCGCUUGGCUCGUAUGGGGCACACCAUGGUGCACGGACCAGGAGUUUUGUUGGUUUACGCUGGUUAUUCCUUCACCUACGGACUGUUGGACGAUCUUUAUAGUUACAAUUUAACCUCCAAUACUUGGUCACUUAUGGAAGUGAAUCGUGUCAACGUGACGGUUCCCCCUGCUCGAUAUCUUCACUCGGCCGUAUUUCAUACAGACGCUAUGAUGGUUUAUGGAGGAGAAACUGAUGAUGGUGCUGAUGAUUCGCUCUGGUCAUUUAAUACGACAAGUUUCCUUUGGAAUAAGUUGAUCAGCAAGGGCCCCAAGGUGGCAGGUCACACUAUCACUCUUGUUGGAGAUGAUAUUUACAUUAUCGGAGGAUAUGACCGCGUCAGGGGCUUCAGCGAGAGAUCUUACAAAUACAAUGUGAUCACUAAGGUGUGGGUGAACUUGACAACAAGCGGACCUUCCCCCAAAGGUGUGUAUGGACAUUCUGCUGUGCAUUACUCCACGUCCAGCAAGACAAUUAUUUUGGUGUUUGGUGGAUAUCGAUUCAGGAUUCACUCAGUCGCCGCUUCAGAUGAGCUUUACUCCUUUGAUCUGACAUCAAAGAAAUGGAGCAUUUUGCAGCCUAUGCCGUCCAAUGAGCCGAGUCCGAAAUACUUUCACUCAACAGCCAUUAUUGAUGAUCUUAUGGUUGUCUACGGAGGAAGGAGUAACACGUCAGAUCAGUUUUUCUCACGUCAACUUUGGUUUUAUAAUGUUAAAUGCAACUAUUGGCAUCUUUUCUCAGAAAAGAAUUUGGUCGGUAGCAAACCUGAGGGGCUUUUGUCUGCUGCUACAGUCCAGAUCGCUGGAAAAUUUUACCUUUUUGGAGGAUUCGACGGUCAAACUCAAGCAGACCUGUUUCGACUCACUCUUCCUGUUGAUCUGUGCCAAGGUUAUACUUCCAAAGAGAACUGCAGUGCUGUUAAGACCUGCAGCUGGUGUGAACUGAAGAAUGUCACGCAAGGGGGAAAUGUUACCUUACUCACCAAUAACAGUGCGUGCUACUCCGUGACGUCACCUUUACCAGCUGCCUGUUACGCCGAACCAAAUGUCACGCAGGUUACACUGUACAAUGGUACAGAAUGCUCUGACCAAUCAGAUCGCGUGUGCAGCUCAUUCUUCUCAUGCAGCACGUGUUUGGCAUCUCCAGUCCACACAAACCUUAAUCCAAGCUGUAAGUGGUGUGUUGGUUGUAGUACGGGUGGGAAAUGUAUAGGAUUGUCUGACGAUUGUAAUCAGGCGCACCCGUGCGCCCGAGCCACGCAGCAAGAGCAAUUAAACUCGGACUUCUGCGUUCCGAACAAUUGUGAAGCGACCUCAUGCUCGGCUUGCAUAGGCCUGCAAAACCAGUGCGUAUGGACGCCGCAGUUAAAAUGGCAAUCUGAGGUUCGAUUGGUGUUUUCAAUCGUUCCCCAUGCAUUCAGUUGGAACUGCUGGGGAAAUUUGCGAACAGAAGAUAUCGCAGCUAUCGGUAUUAAGGCAGUAACAACAAGCUCCUGUCCCCAGCCGUGUACAGCUCACAAUAACUGCACUGCCUGCCUCUCUUCACCAGGUGCCGAUGGCGCUUGGAAGGAAUGUGUCUGGAGUGAAACUUUAGGUCAGUGUUUCUCGCCAUCUGCCCUGCCGCUCAUCUGUUUGGCGGGACGUUGCGGACGAGUGCUGCGAGGAUCGUCUUCGAACUGCAUGGGAAACUGCAUUGACAGUAAUCAAUGCUCCCGUUGUUUGAGUAGUUAUAACUGCGGCUGGUGCGGAAAGUAUGGAACAACAGGAGAAGGGGAAUGUUUUGAAGGCGGACUGCAAGGUCCUCUCCAGCGUUCUUGUCCAGGAAGGAACGCUUCCAACCACGUGUCGCGUGUGUGGGCCUCUACUUUGUGUCCCCUGGAAAAUGAGUGCCUCAAUGGACGACACACUUGUAACAGGAUUACGCAGGACUGUGUGGACCUACCGGAGGCGUUCAAGUGUGUUUGUAAAGCGGGUUACAACGACACAGGGAACCCAGGAAUUUGUCUGCCAGUGUGUUCUAAAGGAUGCGUUCAUGGCCGCUGUGUCCGCCCAGAAGUAUGUGAAUGUGACUUUGGUUGGACCUCUACUGACUGCUCUGUCAAAUGUCUGUGUAAUGAUCACGGACAGUGUGCGAAUGAGACACAUCUGGAUGUCUGUUACGGUUGUCGGAACCACACAGUAGGUCAAAGCUGUCAGUUCUGUGAAGCUCUGUACGUUGGAGAUGCAAGAAACAACGGCAGCUGUGUAUCAUGCUAUGACGCGUGCAAUCAUCGAGCACAUGUGUGUAUGAACAAAACCGAUCUACAGCGUGGCCGGAAUCUGUCUCUGUCUUUUAACUAUUCAAAGGUGAAGGACUGGGUAAAGCAUGGACCGUACGAGAUUAAAUACGAAGAAGAGUGCCUGUGUCAAAACAACAGCGAAGGUGUUCAGUGUGAUUCGUGUGUUACUGGGUUCUUCGACCGCGAAGGCGAAUGCGUUAGAUGUUUGUGUAACGGACAUGCGGAUUCUUGUAAGGAUGACGGGAGAUGUCCUUGUGGCAACAACACAAUGGAAGACUGUCCAAACACAGAGGAUUGUUACAAAAAUCAGUGUGUUAAAUGUAAAGAAACCUUCAUGGGUAACCCAGUCAAUGAUCAGCAGUGCUACAGAAAAAUCAGCGUCAUGAAGGAGUUUGUGAUCGGUAAAAAAACAUCAGAGACCAGCGAGGAAACAGUAGAACCGUUACCACAUGGCCAAGCUAUUUUCUACGCUAUAUAUCCCAGGUUUACUAACGUGGAUAUUCGCAUGACUAUUGAUGUGUUCGAGGGAUCAGUCGAUGUUUUCGUUGCAGAUGAAAAUGACGAAUUCACAGUGACUCUUAACGAAACCUCUGGACAUCAUAAAGUGAAAAUCAAAUCACUUGCCUCGUCAAGCCGCAGACGAAAGAAGCGAGCAUCAGAACAAGACGGAGUUGAUAGCUACAGUGGUAACGAUAAGGUGAACGUAAAGGUAGCAUCAAGUACCGACCUAAACACCUUCGUUUCAUACCAAGAUAAUCACAAGGCACUUGUUAUUCGAGAUGUUAGGAGACGUCUUGUUCUGACAUUCCCUCACAUGUCACACUACCUGCGUGACACAAGAUUCUAUAUGGUGUUUGUUGGCCGUGACGGGUCUGGGACCAAAGGUCAGGUAUACUUCAGGCAGGACCUGUCCCAGAUUGAUUUGUUCGUGUUCUUUUCAGUGUUUUUCUCCGCAUUUUUUCUUGUGGUUUCUGUCAGCGUAUUCGGCUGGAAGAUCAAACAGUAUCACACACGAAGAAGAGUUAUCGAGGUGCAAGAGCAUCAGCUGAGAACGAUGAAAAACCGGCCAUUUGCAACGUACUCGUUUCUCUGUCAAAUGAAAAAGCCACAGCCAAGUCUUUGGCGUGUCAAACGUGACAUAGCUACUCUCCUAUUGCGUGACAGUUCAUCGGUCAAAAACAACCAUUUACGACUUAGGGACGUAAAGGACCGACCUGUUAUAGCCCCUGUUAGUCAAGAGCAUACUGCAGAUGGGCGCGCAUCCGUUACCACAGUAGUGUUUCAACUUCCGGGCAACGAAUGCUCUGAUUUUCAACUGAUGUUAGGUUCUUCCUUGACCGUCGUUUCUAAUCAACAUUCAGUUGGUGGUGAACAUCACAGUCGCAAUGGAAGAACAUUUGGUACGAGAAGGACAGUCACUUUUACUAAUUAAUUAUUUGUAUAUAGAGCAGUAAAUAAUGACAACUUUUUCCAGAAAAAGUUUUUCCGUUCUUAUUCGAAAGUUUAGGUCGUCACGCAACGCUUGACAGUCGCUGCGUGAUAAUCUAAAUCUUUCGAACGUACCCUCUGUCACGCAAUGCCAUAUUUACGUUUCCAUAGGUAGUUAGAUGAUGAAAUUGUACAGAGGAAAUGAAACGAUUUCGACCUUUGUCGACAGUCAGAUUCAACUCAUGCAUUCUAAAUAUACGCGAUUUUUCUUCUUUAGAUCCACUAUUUAUUUUUUUAAUUUUCCCAAUAUGUGACCACUUCAAAUAAAAUUUGUCGAGAAUGUUAUGUGGCAAAAAUCGGAAAUGAUGCGUAGCAAUGAAAUGAUUCAGUGAAUUUAAGUAGGUUUUGUAUUGAAAUCCGACUCAUCGCCGCUCCCCUAAAUCUCUCCGAGAUGUUAUUGUUUUAAAUAGGCAAUUCUAAGGGGAGGUGGAAGGAGAGAUGAUAACGUAACUACUAUACACAUUUUUAAUUAAAAAAUUAAAAACUCAUUUCAAAAAAAAAUGUGUCCUGGAGCUUGUAAAAAUAAAAUUCUUUGAACUCA